This is a messenger RNA of Micropterus salmoides (largemouth bass), 1412 nucleotides long. RefSeq names its product excision repair cross-complementation group 1 (gene ercc1). Gene Ontology annotation, cellular component: ERCC4-ERCC1 complex; nucleus; nucleotide-excision repair factor 1 complex. Gene Ontology annotation, biological process: nucleotide-excision repair; UV-damage excision repair; meiotic mismatch repair. Gene Ontology annotation, molecular function: single-stranded DNA binding; damaged DNA binding. The record is from RefSeq and is a predicted model, not a curated record. Bases 111 to 1175 code for a protein of 354 amino acids. NCBI's taxonomy places the organism in Eukaryota, Metazoa, Chordata, Actinopteri, Centrarchiformes, Centrarchidae. The transcript has 9 exons.
GUGUAGUUGCUGUAAACUGUCUGUAGUUAGAGGAUAGUGAGUAACGUUACAACAAGUCUCACUAUUCAGUGGCAUGUGUUUACUGAUAAAGUCCUCAUCAGUUAAAAAACAUGAAAAAGAGGUUUAACAUCAACCUGGACGACUCUGCUUUCACCAAAAAGACAACACCGCUAAAGCCGCAGUUUCAGCCGUCAUCCAAAGGAGGACAAAACGCCUCAACUUCAUCUUCAGCAAAGUGCGCAUCUGAGCCCGUGGACCAGCUCUUGUCAUAUGCAGAAUAUAUCGUCCAGAGUAAAAGUAAUGUGGCUGCUCCUCCUCAGAGAGCGGGCCCCUCCACAAAACUCAGGACUGAAGGUGAUGGAGUUACAAAUGUGAAGCAAUCAGUGUCGUCUGCUCCAGGAGGAUGUGAAACGGCUCAGGACUGUCCUGAAGGGACUGAAGGUGGAUCUGGAGGGGUUAAGAGGAGUGAGGAGACACAGGUGGCUGGCACAGACCAAAAAGAGGGGAACUGUCAAAGGUCAGAUCAGAGCCUCAGCCUGGGUCCAAAACCUGUGGGAUCUGGGAGCAGCAUUAUUGUCAGUCCUCGACAGAGGGGAAAUCCCAUUCUGAAGUUUGUGAGGAGUGUCCCUUGGGAGUUUGGGGAUGUUGUACCAGACUAUGUCCUAGGCCAGACAACUUGUGCUCUAUUCCUCAGUCUGAGGUAUCACAAUCUCAAUCCAAACUAUAUCCACGACCGUCUCAAGCUGCUUGGACAGACUUUCACCCUGCGAGUGUUACUGGUACAAGUAGAUGUGAAAGAUCCUCAUCAUGCGUUGAAGGAGCUGGCUCGCAUCUGCAUCAUGGCAGACUGCACUCUCAUUCUGGCUUGGAGUCCAGAGGAGGCAGGACGUUACCUGGAAACGUAUAAGUCAUAUGAAAAGAAACCUGCAGACGUACUGAAGGAGCAAGUUGAAAAAGACUAUCUUUCAAAGGUUACAGAUUGCCUGACCACUGUGAAGUCUAUAAACAAGACCGAUGCUAUUACCUUGCUGUCUACUUUCUCUUCUGUAGAAGGAAUCAUCAGUGCCUCUAAGGAAGACUUGGUUCUCUGUCCAGGCCUUGGACCACAGAAAGCAAAGCGACUCUAUGAUGUGCUGCAUAAGCCCUUCCUCAAGUCAAAGACAAAAGACAGCUGAAAUUUCUUAUCAAGGAUGUGUGACAUGCUUCUGAAAAGAACUCUGAAUUAAGUACUUAUAAUAAUUAAAAAUGUGUAAAAUGUGACUUCUGACUAAGAAUCAGCUGAGGGGUGUUUUUAAGAAUUAAUGAUGUGAAAUCUACAGGUGGAGCUGCACCCUGAUUCUAUGUUUUAUUAAACUGUGGUGUGAAAUUUGUUGAUUGUUAAAUUUUUUUAAAUAAAUAUUUUGUAAUAUUGC